Molecule: messenger RNA, 5801 nt
Organism: Gymnogyps californianus (California condor)
Lineage: Eukaryota; Metazoa; Chordata; Aves; Accipitriformes; Cathartidae
Gene: PTPN21
Product: protein tyrosine phosphatase non-receptor type 21
Exons: 19
Coding region: 364-3921 (1185 amino acids)
Biological process (GO): protein dephosphorylation
Cellular component (GO): cytoskeleton
Molecular function (GO): protein tyrosine phosphatase activity
Source: RefSeq, a predicted model, not a curated record
GGUGGGUUAGCCGAGAUAGCAGCUGUUUCGGACAAGAGGAACACAGUAAGUCAGUUCCCGAGGAAUACAGAUGAGAUGGCUCCAGGAGAAGAAGUCUUGGAGCACUGUGGGGUUUUUUCAGCGACACAUAUGUGAAAGGAGACUUGGUGUCUUUGGAUUGCUGCACAAGGAUUCCAGUGGAUGCCCCUUCUACUUGUCUCUUGGCGGAAAACUUGCUUGUCUUUAAUGGAUACUGCUGCUGCUGGUUGAUCUCUGGAGACUUUACAGCUCCUUGCCUUUUCAGAGGAGAUAGCUACUUGUCCCCUCUCAAGGUCCCAGUGGUAGUAGCUUUUUAUCAGUAACCAUCUCUGGGGGAAAAAGAAGAUGCCUCUACCUUUUGGGUUAAAAUUGAAACGAACUCGACGUUACACAGUAUCCAGCAAGAGUUGCUUGGUGGCUCGUAUCCAGCUGCUCAACAAUGAAUUUGUGGAGUUCACGCUGUCGGUGGAAAGCACGGGCCAGGAAAGUCUGGAAGCAGUGGCUCAGAGGCUUGAAUUGCGGGAGAUUACAUAUUUCAGUCUGUGGUAUUAUAAUAAGCAGAAUCAGCGCAGAUGGGUAGAUUUGGACAAGCCUCUGAAAAAGCAGCUGGACAAAUAUGCCUUGGAGCCAACUGUGUUUUUUGGAGUAGUGUUCUAUGUGCCUACUGUUUCUCAGCUUCAGCAGGAGAUUACCAGGUAUCAGUAUUAUUUACAGUUAAAGAAAGACAUCUUGGAGGGCAACAUUCCUUGCACACUGGAACAAGCGAUACAUCUGGCUGGUUUAGCUGUUCAGGCUGAUUUUGGAGACUAUGAUCAGUAUGAAUCUCAGGAGUUUCUACAAAGAUUUGCUUUGUUUCCAGUGGGUUGGCUACAAGAAGAAAAAAUACUGGAAGAAGCGACACAGAAAGUUGCCUUGCUACAUCAGAAGUACAGAGGCCUUACUCCUCCUGACGCGGAAAUGUUAUAUAUGCAAGAAGUAGAGAGAAUGGAGGGCUAUGGUGAAGAGACCUAUCCUGCAAAGGACAGCCAAGGAAGUGACAUAUUCAUUGGAGCAUGUCUUGAUGGUAUCUUUGUGAAACACAAAAAUGGUCGUCCUCCUGUUGUAUUUAGGUGGCAUGAUAUUGCCAACAUGUCCCACAACAAAUCUUUUUUUGCAUUAGAGCUGGCAAACAAAGAGGAGACAAUCCAAUUCCAAACAGAAGAUAUGGAAACAGCAAAAUAUGUGUGGAGGAUGUGUGUGGCGAGACACAAAUUUUACAGACUAAAUAAAUGCAGCCUACAAACCCAGCCCAUUACAGUGAAUCCUGUUAGAAGGCGGUCUUCGUCCAGGAUGUCUAUGCCCAAGCCUCAGCCUUAUAUGAUGCCUCCACCACCUCAGCUGCAUUACAAUGGUCAUUACACUGAACCAUAUGCAUCCUCCCAAGAUAACCUCUUUGUGAGCAAUCAGAAUGGAUACUACUGUCACUCUCAGACUAGCUUGGAUAGAGCCCCUCACGACUACAGUGGUCGGAUCCGCAAUGGUAGUGUCUAUAGUGCACAUAGCACAAACUCCUUGAACAAUCCACAACAUUACUUGCAGCCGUCCCCAAUGUCCUCUAACCCAAGCAUUACUGGAAGCGAUGUCCUCAGAACUGAUUAUGUCCCGUCACAUAGACAUAGCGCACUAAUACCACCUUCUUAUCGUCCCACGCCAGACUAUGAAACUGUGAUGAGACAGCUCAACAGGGGAAUGGUGCACACAGAUAGGCAGAGUCAUUCCAUGAGAAAUCUUAACAUCAGCAAUUCAUAUGCUUACAGCAGGCCUGAUGCCUUAGUUUACAGUCAACCUGAAAUACGAGAACAUGCUCACUUUGCCUCCCCACAAUCUAACCAUUAUCCAUUUAACCUGAACUACAGUUUUCAUAGCCAAUCCCCCUAUCCCUAUCCUGCUGAAAAGCGCCCAGUUGUUGGGGCAGUCAGUGUGCCUGAGUUGACAAACGUGCAGCUCCAGGCUCAGGACUAUCCAGCACCAAAUAUAAUGAAGACCCAAGUCUAUCGACCACCUCCCCCAUACCCAUACCCAAGACCUGCAAAUAGUACUCCAGACCUUUCACGACACAUCUACAUUAGCAACAGCAAUCCAGAUCUUAUUACAAGGCGAGUGCACCAUUCUGUCCAGACAUUUCAGGAAGACAGCCUGCCUGUGGCACAUUCUCUUCAGGAAGUCAGUGAACCUCUAACAUCAGCACGCCAUGCUCAGCUGCAGAAAAGGAACAGUAUUGAAAUAGCAGGCUUGACUCCCAGCUUUGAAGGAAUAAGAAUUAAAGAGAGGACCAUGUCAGCUUCUGCAGCAGAUGUGGCUCUUCCAAGAGUUAUCUCAGAAGGGUCACAGCCCAGCAUUCUGAUGGAGAGAACAAAGCAAAAAGAAAGUGAGCAAGAAGAAGGUGUGAACUGUGAUCAUAAGAAAACCCUUUCAGAUGCCACUAUGCUGAUUCACAGUAGUGAGGAAGAAGAAGAAUUUGAAGAAGAAAACAAGGCUAGUACAAGUCUUUCUCCUCUCCCUGAAGAUCAAACCCAACUUUCAUCCGUUAUGGGUGGUUAUUCUCAUGACUCAGUACUGAACUACACUUAUAGCUCUGUUGCUUCAUCUGCUGGCCCUUUGCAUAUUCUUGAGCCUAAAUUACAUAUUACAGAGACAGAAAAGAGAAUGAAAGAUAUGAGCCCCGUUCAUUUACUAGUAGAAAGCCAGGUACAGAGAAGAGGGGAAGGACUGCUUACUCCAUCUAUGUCGGAAUCUGAUCUUACAACAUCAGGGAGAUACAGAGUAAGGAAAGAUUCAGUAAAGAAGAGACCUGUGUCCGAUCUUUUGUCUGGGAAGAAGAAUAUUGUGGAAGGCCUUCCCCCGCUAGGUGGUAUGAAAAAGAAUAAAAAUGAUGCAAAAAAAAUAGGGCCUCUAAAGCUAGCAGCCCUAAAUGGACUAGCUUUGACUAGAAUGCCUCUGCCAGAUGAGGGGAAGGAAGAAUCAACAAGAGCAACAAAUGAUGAACGGUGUAAAGUUCUGGAACAACGGUUAGAGCAAGGGAUGGUGUUUACUGAAUAUGAGCGCAUUCAGAAAAAAAGACUUAUAGAUGGUGAGUGCUCAAUAGCUCGGCUUCCUGAAAAUGCUGAAAGAAACCGGUUCCAGGACGUCCUUCCUUAUGAUGAUACCAGAGUAGAGCUAGUCCCAACCAAAGAAAAUAACACGGGUUACAUCAAUGCGUCUCAUAUCAAGAUCUCUGUUGGUGGCAUAGAGUGGGAUUACAUUGCUACACAGGGCCCUUUGCAGAAUACAUGUCAGGAUUUCUGGCAGAUGAUCUGGGAACAAGGGAUUGCUAUCAUAGCUAUGGUGACGGCAGAGGAAGAAAGUGGGCGAGAAAAAAGCUUCAGAUACUGGCCACGUCUUGGUUCAAGACACAACACUGUAACAUAUGGAAGAUUUAAGAUUACCACACGAUUCCGUACUGACUCAGGCUGCUACGCAACUACGGGUUUGAAGAUUAAACAUCUUCUCACAGGACAGGAGAGAACAGUUUGGCAUCUGCAGUAUACUGACUGGCCAGAGCAUGGCUGUCCAGAAGAUUUAAAGGGAUUUCUCUCAUACUUGGAAGAGAUACAGUCAGUGCGGCGCCAUACGAACAGCACUGCGGAUCCUAAAAACUCUAAUCCUCCUGUACUGGUACAUUGCAGUGCAGGUGUAGGACGAACAGGAGUGGUCAUACUGUCAGAGAUCAUGAUCGCUUGCUUGGAACACAAUGAGAUGCUGGACAUCCCACGAGUGCUGGACAUGUUGAGGCAGCAGAGAAUGAUGAUGGUGCAGACUCUUUCACAGUACACUUUCAUCUAUGGAGUUCUCAUUCAGUUUCUCAAAAGUUCUAGACUUAUAUAACUCCUGCCACUUCCUAAGGGACACUGCAAGAGUUUACAGAAAGAAAAUUACAGUUGUCCAGGCAGACCUGCUGUCACUGGUGUUUUCUUCGUAUGAUGAAUCACACAGUUACCUCUUAGGGCUGGUAUGUGACUGUUAGAUGCGAGUCACUGUAACAGUCCCUGCAAAGCAGGAUCUUCACUGGACUAAAUUCUUCCUGUGUUCAGCUGCAGUCAUAUUAGGGAAUGAUUUUACUUGUACUGGUCUGUAGUACUUGCAUAUGUUCUUUAGAGUGGUGUUAUUCUGGGCAAAAUAAGUAUCUUAUGGAAUGGAAGUACAUGACACAAUUUUACUAACAUUAUGUUUUAAAACAUAAUUGUUAACUCUGCGAAAGCUAAAAUCUGUAGAUGCACAUGGGGUGAGAAACCUGCUCCUUUGGAAUGUCAAGGUCUUAUGCAGUUUCAUUCUGCUUUCAAUUUUAUAUUUAGAACAAUACAUCUAUAUUUUUUAAAAUGAACUUUUGGUUUCCUCUGGUUUACUCAGCAAAAUUAGCAGCUCUUAGAUAUUUUAAGUUGUUGCUUUAAGGACAGUUAUUUUUAUAUUCAGCAUUUUUUAAUUAAAAAAAAACCCAAAACACCACAACCCAAAACUUUUUAAACAGCAUAAUAUUUUCAGAGGAGAAGACUGACAAUGUUUGAAGUAACUUUUCAAAAAUCAUGCAGAAAGUAGUAGGGGAAGCUAUUAGUAGUUAGUUGUAGUGCCGUGUAAUAGAACUGACAAGUGAAGAUGAUGUUAACUGUUGAUAACUUCCAUUUGAGCGGAGGCAUGUUUACCUGCAACAAGCAGGGGAAAAAUAUUCUAAUUAUCUACAAGGUUAUUGGAAACAAAUGGAUGAGAGAAAGUACAUAUUCAGUAUUAUUCAUAUAUUUAGAGGACAGUUUGAUUUUACUGGCUGAAAUCAAAGUGGAUGCAAAUGUUUUAAGCACUUUUUUUGCUUUAUUAUUUAUGUAGUUAAACAUAGAAACUGUAAUCAUGCAUUGUGUCAUAUGGUAAUAUACCAUUACUAACCUGUUAUUUUAGGAAGAGCCUUUUAAGUUGAUGAAGUGAGAGAACCAAAAUUGGAGUAAGAAGGUGCAUAGUGGCGAAGCGGAAAUGAUCAUACGAAACAUGAUGGAGGAGGUGUGGCAGCUAUGAUUGUUGGUUUACACAGUACGAAGAUGACCAUUAAAAAUGUUUGUGUUCCCAGUCAAGAAAGCCUUUAAAGCACUGGAAGUUUCUGUAGAAUCCUCCAGAUUAUUUUUUCAGUACUAGAACAGAUUUUGCUAAUGCUGUGCAGUGUUGCAAUGAAGAAUAUCCACAGAAGCUGUUUGAGAACGCCUGCAGAAUGUAAGAGCUCUUAGAGGUAACACUGGAGAUGUGGGUAUUUUAGUAGCUGUGUAGGUGGCUGAGUCAAUGGCUGUGGCAUGGACCUGAAGAUGAGUCGUACCUUUGGUAGUUUCCGUUUUGUCCCAUGGGUCUGGUCUAAUGAUGAUAUCCCUACAUAAUCCUCGGUGGUUUUCACAUGGGGACAGUGUGGUUUUACUUGCCUUUUCAAGUGUUUUGAGAUGCUGAGUUGAAAAUCCCUAUUCAAAAAAGUGAGCUAUUAGUUUGUAGAUACCUGGUUUAAUUUCAAAAAAACCCUAUGGUAGACCAGUCUUCAGGCAUGUUUAAGUGUCCAUUUCCCUUGAUACCUGCUUAGUGAAGUGAAAUGAGACUGAAAGUCAUUUUUAUCACUGGUGAAAUUAUGUUAUUUUUCUGAGCUGUAACGAGGGUUUGGAAACUAUUAUGAAUAAUCAAAACCCCUUCAAAACAAUAAUUGUCUCCCAGAACAUUGAUUAAGAAUAAUAAAUAGGUUGCCUCAA